AUGCUCACAUCCAAAGAAACCCCCUCAUUUCUGGGAAUUGCCACUCAGUACUGGCUAAUUGUCUUCGCUGGUAUCCUGAUAUCAUGGGCAUUGUCCAAAAGAUAUCUAACACCGCUGAGACACAUCCCCGGCCCGUUCUUCGCAUCAUGGACUCGUCUCCCCCGGUUCUUUGCAGUGUUGGUAGGGCGACCUCAUGAAUGGGAACUAAACCUGCAUCGCAAGUACGGUCAUGUUGUGCGGACAGGACCGGACCUUGUAUCAGUGGGAGAUCCGGCGGCAAUUAACGUGAUCUAUAACGCAUCUGAUAAGUUCAAGAAGUCGGCAUUCUAUAUCCCUUUCAGGGUCUAUGACAAUGAAGGAUUGCUUCCAGAUCCAUUGGUUUUGACAGACAAGGCACUCCAUACCCGCAUGAAGAAAAACGCAUAUAAUGCAUACUCUAUGGGCUCAAUGUUACAACUGGAGCCUCUUGUCGAUGCAGUCACGGAUCGUUUCUUCAAAAUACUUGACGAUGUGGUCGAAACUCCGAGUCGGACGUGUGACUUGGGAAAGUGGUUGCGAUAUUAUGCAACCGAUGUCAUCUUCGCUGUCACAUUUGGCGAGGACCUUCAAUUUAUGGAAAAGGGAGAUCCUAUUGGGAUGAUGCCAAUGCUUGAAUAUAUUGCCGGAGACUAUGUGUCAAUUGUUGGUCAAUUUCCAUGGGUUCACAAAUUCCUGCUUGGUAAUAGAUUCGUUUCCAAACUAGUCCUUGGAAAUAAUGGACCGGACGGCGCUACUUUAGACCUGGCACAAAAGCAGGUCAUGAAAUUCCGCGAGAAAAUGGUAGCGCAGUUAGUGACGGGUCCUUGCUCAUUUGUACAGCGACUACUGGAGCACCAGGUAGCCCAUCCAGACUCCAUCACAGAUCGGGAAAUUAACACCCAUGCAUUUGGAAAUGUCACUGCAGGAGCAGACACCACUGCAAUUGCCAUGCGGACGAUCAUGUUCAACGUGAUAAAGCAUCCCGAGAUUUACGACACCCUGUGUCGUGAGAUUUGCGAGGCGAGAUUGACCCUUCCAAUCACAUACGCCAGUGCCAGCACCCUCCCAUAUCUAGACGCAGUCAUCAAAGAAGCACUGCGCAUCCACCCGCCAACCGGUAUCAUGUACGGCCGAACCGUGCCGCCGGAGGGUGCUACUGUAUGUGGGAAGUUUAUUCCCGCGGGCACGGAAGUGGGGAUUAGCCCUUGGGUACUGCAUUACGACCCCGAGUUAUUCCCAGACCCUGAGAAGUUCCAGCCGGAGCGUUGGUUGACUGCAGACGCAGAUUUGCUGGCGCAGAGGAAGAGGUCUAUCUUUGCUUUCAGUGCUGGUUCGCAUACCUGCCUUGGGAAGCAUAUUAGUUUGAUGGAAAUUACGAAAUUGGUUGCGUCGCUGCUGAUGCAGUAUGAUAUUGCAUUAGUGGAUCCGAAUGCGAAGCUGUCGUUUAAGUGUCGUUGGUUUACACCCCAGAAAGGAUUGGUGGUGAAAUUGGCGAAACGGCACCUUUGA
Messenger RNA from Penicillium crustosum, 1527 nucleotides. RefSeq names its product cytochrome P450. Gene Ontology annotation, molecular function: monooxygenase activity; heme binding; oxidoreductase activity, acting on paired donors, with incorporation or reduction of molecular oxygen. Bases 1 to 1527 code for a protein of 508 amino acids. The record is from RefSeq and is a predicted model, not a curated record. NCBI's taxonomy places the organism in Eukaryota, Fungi, Ascomycota, Eurotiomycetes, Eurotiales, Aspergillaceae. The transcript is spliced from 3 exons.